ACCCAUGCACGCGAAAAUCUGGGGAUGGAUGAAGCGAGCGAGCCCUUGGUCCUUGCCUCCCUGACUCCCUUGACUCCUUGCAGACAUGUAGGCAGACAGACACACAGACCAGACAGACCAGACAGACAGGUCAGACCAUAUUCUGGUCCGGGCCGGGAUUGGAUCCAUGCGGUGAGGUGAGCGAGGUGAGAAGAAAAAAAGGGGAGGGGAGGGGAGGCAUGCAUGCAUGCAACCCAUCACCAUCACCAUCACCCAUCACCGCCGUCCACUGCCCAUCAUCAUCAUCGUCAGUUAAAAAAAAAAGAGGAAGAAAAAAAACUGUAGGGUAUGUAGGGUAUGUAGGGGAUGGAGGGGGGAGGAGGGAUGAUCACGCCGCCUUGCAGCCCAACACGGCGGUACCGUACUCUACUCUGCCGUACUCUGCCGUGCUCUGGAGUACGGAGGGUGGGUGCAACUGUGCAACUGCAACUGCUGAAUCGGUACUUGCUGGAUCGAUGUGUGAAUUCGCAGCUGAGCGGCCGGGGGGAGGAAGCUCACGAGUCGUCGCUGGCUUCCGUGCGAGCCCGAGUCGACCCGUGGGCUCCAGCUCCAGCACAGUCGUAUGUCUCGCAAGCGAGCGUGCGAGACAUAGCGCUUGGAAUCGACGACGACGACGCGGUGUCUGGACUCUGGAGACACAUAGAGUGCUUUUGGGUAGGCAGGUAGGCGUCGAACGCACGCACACACACUCAUGGAGAAACACGCAUGGAGACGUGGAGAAACACGCAUGGAGAAACAUCCAGGUAAGCCACCGGGCUCGGGCUCGGGCUCCAGGCCCUGGGGAAUGGGAAAAGGAAAAGGGGGAGGGCGUUCGUGAUGACGGUUGCUGGCUCGUGGACGAGGUUCUCGUUAGAUGGAAUGGGCAGAAUAGUAGGCAGAAUAUUGGGUACUUGGGUACUUGGGUGUAGGUACUACUGGUAGGCAGUGGAGGACACUCAUAGAGUACCUGUGGUACAC
Messenger RNA from Tricharina praecox, 996 nucleotides. RefSeq lists its product as uncharacterized. The transcript has a single exon. The record is from RefSeq and is a predicted model, not a curated record. Lineage: Eukaryota; Fungi; Ascomycota; Pezizomycetes; Pezizales; Pyronemataceae. The coding region runs from base 219 to 947 and encodes 242 amino acids.